AUGUCCAAUCCAGUUCAAGUCGAUGCACAGUUUCUUGACAGGCUGAUCCGCCUGGGAUCUUCUGCCUGUCAGGGCCUCAAAGUCUAUGGCGACAGCGACUUGAAUGACGCCGACAAGGCACGCUCUAUAGCUGCAGGACCAACCACACCCAGCUCGACAACAACAGCCGACACGUCAAAGCAAGGCGAGGCCAAGAAGGGCUUUGAACCGCAGCGGAAAUAUUACUUGGAGGGUCGCAUUAUCCACAAGCGAAAACUCUCCCGACGGCUGUUCUUUUUAGACGUCUCUUUGGUCCGUCGUCGGCACAAGAGUAGGCUUUCCGAGGACAUCACGGCUGAGCAAGAAGUUGCGGGCGGAUCUGAGGCGACUGCAGCGGAGGGUACCACGGAGAGUGACUGGGAGUACGUUGAGGCUCCUAUCGACGAUCCAACAGGAGACGGACAGCCACAGACCACACAGUAUCAGAGGCGUAUGGAAGUUAUUGCUCGGUUCCCGACACAUUCUCUUAAAGAGCUGGACGAUCUGUGGCGGAGGGUACAACUCGGCGCCGUGGUCAAGGUCUUUGGAGACAUUGAGAUUUCCGAAAAAAAGAAAUCAACGACGUCGAUGACUAAUCGAUGGUCGGCUUUGUUGCACUGUCUUGACUUUGAUAUCCUGGAACUCUGGCGUGGCAAGGAUGGAUUUGAGCCUAACCCGGGAUCGGCAGAGAUCUCGAACGGGGUUACUACUGGGCAGAAUGCAGCUGGAGGAGGAGGAGGAGGAGGAGGAGGAGGAGGAGGAGGAGGAGGAGGUAAGGCAUCAGGGAAGAAAAGGAAGAGCAGCGAGAUGUCGGAAGAUUCUUCAGCAUCGCAGCAGCAACAGAGAGGAGACGAUUCGCAACCGCAUUGCAAGUUCUGGCUCAACUCGGGAAAGUGCAGCAAAGAGGUGUGUGAGUUUUGGCAUGAGACUGAUCCGGUGAAACUCAAAGCUGAACGCAAGCGAUGGGUCAACGAGCGAAUCCAAGCGAAGAGACAAAUCUCACAUCAUGCCUCGGACCCGCACCAAAAAACAACCAAGAACCAACAUCGGGAACGAGCACUCUACUUUGCAAAGUGGCUGAUCGACACGUUCACACACCAGUGCUUGAACGCAGGCUCUGGAGUGCUUGAUAUUGCAGGAGGAAGAGGAGACCUGUCGUGGGAGCCGCAGACUCGGCAAGGGAUUCGGUCUACUGUAGUUGAGCCUCGUCCAGGCAAGGGGAUGCGGAAAUGGCAGCGCAAGUGGCUGGAAAAGUUCAAGGCGAACAGCAACGAAAUUGAUGGCAACGGCGGCUCGGAGGCAUCGGCGGUACAGGAAGAAGGCGAGUCUUCAGCAUCAACUCCAACAACCGUGGACGCCACCGAGGAGCAGGAGCCGGACGCCGACAAGCCUCUUGAUGGACUGGCCGACUUUAUCCCUACAGUGAAAACAAAACCCCUCCAGGCGACAGAACCCUCACGGAUACAAGCCAUGUUGGACAAUCAGUUCUUGGAAACCCACAAGGAUACAGUCAGCACUGCAUCGAUCAUCAUUGGACUCCAUCCAGAUCAGGCCACAGAACCUAUUGUGAGGGCGGCACUCAAGGCCGGGAAACCCUUCGCCAUCAUCCCCUGUUGUGUCUUUGGUCGUGACAACCCACAUCGCCGACUGCCCAAGGACCUCGAAACGGACGACAUUGUCAGCAGCAGUAGUAGUAGCAUCAACGAGGGCGUUGCAGGGGAGCAAGAUGAGGAAGACGGAGAUCCAUCGACUCGACCAGUGACUUCGUAUUCCGACUUUGUCACUUGGUUGGAGACACUCCAUCCGGACAUCAAGACUACCUGGCUCAACUUUGAGGGGAUGAACCGAGUCCUUUACUGGGAGGGUCCUUAUCGAUACUAA
This is a messenger RNA of Linnemannia hyalina, 1899 nucleotides long. Lineage: Eukaryota; Fungi; Mortierellomycota; Mortierellomycetes; Mortierellales; Mortierellaceae. The record is from the annotation of a GenBank genome assembly.